Messenger RNA from Pelobates cultripes (western spadefoot toad), 11363 nucleotides. The record is from the annotation of a GenBank genome assembly. NCBI's taxonomy places the organism in Eukaryota, Metazoa, Chordata, Amphibia, Anura, Pelobatidae.
GUGGGAUUAUUUGCUUGUCUAUAUGGGAUAAAGGAUAUCCGUGGCGGUGAUACCUUGGCAGACCGCCAGAGGUACUACAGUGGAAUAUUUGGGGUCAGCAGGGACAACGCCAAAAGAGAUAGAGCAGUUGAAGAUGUGUGUUAAGACAAGGAGAGAGAGAUCUGAUAUGGUGAGAUAGGACAGGAUCAUGCGGGCAGGUGGUGGGGCCAGAGGAAAGGAGAAGUGCAGCCGCCUCUUGUUCAGAAGCCGGGGAGAAAGUCUGAAGGGUAGGAAACGUAUGGUCUACGUGUGGUUUAGAAAGAGAAUGGCAGGGUAGCUGUUCAAUCUUGUCGGUAGAGUAGCAUGCAAAGCUAUCGGCUGUAAGGUUAGUUUGAUGGGUGGCCACAGCAGGGCGAAGAAGAGAAUUAGAGGUGUUAAAGAGAUGCCUGGGAAUGCAGGAGCAUGAACUAAUGAGAGAGGAAAAAUAUAACUGUUUGGCGAUGGCGAUGCAUAGCCAUAUCUUGUGAGACCUCAAGGAAGAGACGACCCCAGCUUCUUUCUUGGCAACUCCUGGAACUAUAUGAGUGUGUGUUACUGUGUACAGAUAUACAUUCAGUGUCUGUGUGAACUCCCCAGCCUUCUCCGUGUCACUGUGCCCAGCCCCUCGAUCUCCCUGGCUGUGCCCACCCACACACUAUAUAAAGUGGGUCCACAGCCCUGCAGACACUCUGCCUUCCUCCCAGCAACAGACCCUCAGGUGAGAGCCACGACAAUAAAAUAUGUAUGUUUGUAGCUUUAUGUAGAAAUUAGAUGUAGCUGUCUAAUUUUACAUUCCUUCUGAAUUUGUAUGAACUGACAGCUGAGAUUAUGUAUUUUUGUUUUUUGUACAUGUUUAUAUAUUUACUGAUGUAAUACUGUGUGAGGGGAGGCUGGCACUGCCGCUGUCUGUGCUGUACCUGUGCUGUGUAUACAUGGCAUGGUGUAGUAGUGUGUGUGAGGGGAGGCUGGCACUGCCACUGUCUGUGCUUUACCUGUGCUGUGUAUACAUGGCAUGGUGUAGUAGUGUGUAAGGGGAGGCUGGCACUGCCGCUGUCUGCGCUGUACCUGUGCUGUGUAUACAUGGCAUGGUGUAGUAGUGUGUGAGGGAAGGCUGGCACUGCCACUGUCUGCGCUGUACCUGUGCUGUGUAUACAUGGCAUGGUGUAGUAGUGUGUGAGGGGAGGCUGGCACUGCCGCUGUCUGUGCUGUACGUGUGCUGUGUAUACAUGGCAUGGUGUAGUAGUGUGUGAGGGAAGGCUGGCACUGCCGCUGUCUGUGCUGUACCUGUGCUGUGUAUACAUGGCAUGGUGUAGUAGUGUGUGAGGGAAGGCUGGCACUGCCACUGUCUGUGCUGUACCUGUUCUGUGUAUACAUGGCUUGGUGUAGUAGUGUGUGAGGGCAGGCUGGCACUGCCGCUGUCUUUGCUGUACCUGUGCUGUGUAUACGUGGCAUGGUGUAGUAGUGUGUGUGUGUGAGGGGAGGCUGGCACUGCCACUGUCUGUGCUGUACCUGUGCUGUGUAUACAUGGCUUGGUGUAGUAGUGUGUGUGAGGGCAGGCUGGCACUGCCGCUGUCUGCGCUGUACCUGUGCUGUGUAUACAUGGCAUGGUGUAGUAGUGUGUAAGGGGAGGCUGGCACUGCCGCUGUCUGCGCUGUACCUGUGCUGUGUAUACAUGGCAUGGUGUAGUAGUGUGUAAGGGGAGGCUGGCACUGCCGCUGUCUGCGCUGUACCUGUGCUGUGUAUACAUGGCAUGGUGUAGUAGUGUGUGAGGGAAGGCUGGCACUGCCACUGUCUGCGCUGUACCUGUGCUGUGUAUACAUGGCAUGGUGUAGUAGUGUGUAAGGGGAGGCUGGCACUGCCGCUGUCUGUGCUGUACGUGUGCUGUGUAUACAUGGCAUGGUGUAGUAGUGUGUGAGGGAAGGCUGGCACUGCCGCUGUCUGUGCUGUACCUGUGCUGUGUAUACAUGGCAUGGUGUAGUAGUGUGUGAGGGAAGGCUGGCACUGCCACUGUCUGUGCUGUACCUGUUCUGUGUAUACAUGGCUUGGUGUAGUAGUGUGUGAGGGCAGGCUGGCACUGCCGCUGUCUGUGCUGUACCUGUGCUGUGUAUACGUGGCAUGGUGUAGUAGUGUGUGUGUGUGAGGGGAGGCUGGCACUGCCACUGUCUGUGCUGUACCUGUGCUGUGUAUACAUGGCUUGGUGUAGUAGUGUGUGAGGGGGAGGCUGGCACUGCCGCUGUCUGUGCUGUACGUGUGCUGUGGAAUGCCCUCUAGCUGGCUGUUACAGAACCCUGUGCAUGAUAAGAUACGUUAUAUCACAUUGUGUAUUCUGCUUUCACUGACUAACAGGCACUAGAGGAGCUGGUCAUUUGAAUUGCAAUGUACACGGCGCUGUGUACCAUUAUUAUGGUUAUGGUAUAAUGUAUCCAUAGUGUAGGCGGGGGUGUGGAGUCUGGCAGAGUCUCUCUGCUUUGAUGACCUUUGCCUGAUGCUAUAAUCAUCCUGCCCUUUCUCUGUCUUCAAUAACUUUUACCCAGGGCUAUAAUAAGACUCCCAUGGAAAUAUUUAGGGAUCAAUGAUAAGAAUGUCUCACGUAGGCAACGUCUGCACUGAAUUAACAUUUUCAGUUUCAUUCUACAGCACGGCAUGUUUGUUAUCACCAUAUAGAUACUCAGUAUCAUUAUACAGAGCUCUGUGUUCAUUAUCAGUGUAUAGAGACUCAGUAUCAUUAUACAGAGCGGCGUGUUCAUUGACAGUGUAUAGAUACUCAGUAUCAUUAUACAGAGCGGUGUGUUCAUUAUCAGCGUAUAGAUACUCAGUAUCAUUAUACAGAGCGGUGUGUUCAUUAUCAGUGUAUAGAUACUCAGUAUCAUUAUACAGAGUGGUGUGUUCAUUAUCAGUGUAUAAUUACUCAUUAUUAUUAUUAUACAGCGCAGUGUGUUCAUUAUCGGUGUAUAGAUACUCAGUAUUAUUAUACAGUGCAGUGUGUUCAUUAUCAGCGUAUAGAUACUCAGUAUUUUUAUACAGUGCCGUGUGUUCAUUAUCAGUGUAUAGAUACUCAGUAUUAUUAUACAGCGCAGUGGGUUCAUUAUCAGUGUAUAGAUACUCAGUAUUAUUAUACAGCGCAGUGUGUUUAUUAUCAUUGUAUAGAUACUCAGUAUUAUUAUACAGCGCAGUGUGUUCGUUAUCGGUGUAUAGAUACUCAGUAUUAUUAUACAGUGCAGUGUGUUCAUUAUCAGUGUAUAGAUACUCAGUAUUAUUAUACAGCGCAGUGUGUUCAUUAUCAGUGUAUAGAUACUCAGUAUUAUUAUACAGCGCAGUGUGUUCGUUAUCAGUGUAUAGAUACUCAGUAUUAUUAUACAGCGCAGUGUGUUCAUUAUCAGUGUAUAGAUACUCAGUAUUAUUAUACAGCGCAGUGUGUUCAUUAUCAGUGUAUAGAUACUCAGUAUCAUUAUACAGAGCGGUGUGUUCAUUAUCAGUGUAUAGAUACUCAGUAUCAUUAUACAGAGCGCUGUGUUCAUUAUCAGCGUAUAGAUACUCAGUAUCAUUAUACAGGGCGGUGUGUUCAUUAUCAGUGUAUAGAUACUCAGUAUCAUUAUACAGAGUGCUGUGUUCAUUAUCAGCGUAUAGAUACUCAGUAUCAUUAUACAGAGCGGCGUGUUCAUUAUCAGCGUAUAGAUACUCAGUAUCAUUAUACAGAGCGCUGUGUUCAUUAUCAGUGUAUAGAUACUCAGUAUCAUUAUACAGAGCGGCGUGUUCAUUAUCAGUGUAUAGAUACUCAGUAUCAUUAUACAGAGCGGUGUGUUCAUUAUCAGUGUAUGGAUACUCAGUAUCAUUAUACAGAGCGGCGUGUUCAUUAUCAGUGUAUAGAUACUCAGCAUCAUUAUACAGAGCUGUGUGUUCAUUAUCAGCGUAUAGAUACUCAGUAUCAUUAUACAGAGCGGUGUGUUCAUUAUCAGUGUAUAGAUACUCAGUAUCAUUAUACAGAGCGGUGUGUUCAUUAUCAGUGUAUAGAUACUCAGUAUUAUUAUACAGAGCGGCGUGUUCAUUAUCAGUGUAUAGAUACUCAGUAUUAUUGAUUAUCAGUGUAUAGAUACUCAGUAUUAUUAUACAGAGCUGGCGUGUUCAUUAUCAGUGUAUAGAUACUCAGUAUCAUUAUACAGAGCGGUGUGUUCAUUAUCAGUGUAUAGAUACUCAGUAUCAUUAUACAGAGCGGUGUGUUCAUUAUCAGUGUAUAGAUACUCAGUAUCAUUAUACAGAGCGGUGUGUUCAUUAUCAGUGUAUAGAUACUCAGGUAUUAUUAUACAGAGCGGUGUGUUCAUUAUCAGCGUAUAGAUACUCAGUAUCAUUAUACAGAGCGGUGUGUUCAUUAUCAGUGUAUAGAUACUCAGUAUCAUUAUACAGAGCGGUGUGUUCAUUAUCAGUGUAUAGAUACUCAGUAUCUUUAUACAGAGCGGUGUGUUCAUUAUCAGUGUAUAGCUACUCGAUCAUUAUACAGAGCGGUGUGUUCAUUAUCAGCGUAUAGAUACUCAGUUAUUAUACAGAGCGGUGUGUUCAUUAUCAGUGUAUUGAUACUCAGUAUCAUUAUACAGAGCGCUGUGUUCAUAGAUACUCAUUAUUAUUACACAGAGCAGGGUGUUCAUUAUCAGUGUAUAGAUACUCAGUAUCAUUAUACAGAGCAGGGUGUUCAUUAUCAGUGUAUAGAUACUCAGUAUCAUUAUACAGCAUGGCAUGUUCGUUAUCAGCAUAUAGAUAUAGAUAUUAUGAUACAGAGUAGUAUGUUCAUAAUCCGUGUUCAUGUGUAUCCAUCCCCCUGCUCCCCACCAAUUUAAAGGAUCACUGUAGGCACCCAGACCACUUCAGCUUAAUGAAGUGGUCUGGGUGCCUGUUCCAGCUAGGAUUAACCCUUUCUUCUAUAAACAUAGCAGUUUCAUAGAAACUGCUAUGUUUAUAAUAGGGUUAAUCCAGCCUCUAGUGGCUGUCUCAUUGACAGCCGCUAGAGGCGCUUCCGCGCUUCUCACUGUGAAUUUCACAGUGAGAAGAUGCCAGCAUCCAUAGGAAAGCAUUGAGAAUGCUUUCCUAUGAGACUGGCUGAAUGCGCGCACGGAUCUUGCCGUGCAUGCGCAUUCAGCCAGGGACAUCAGAAGAGGGAGGAGAGGAGAGUCCCCCGCCGGAAAAAGAGGUAAAUUUAACCCCUUCCACCCCCUAGUGUUUUCCUCGCACUAUAGGGGUCCUUUAAUCAUUCCCCUUUUCUUCUCCAGUAUAUUCCAGUAUACCAGUGUAUCCAUCUACCUGGUUAAAGAUGCUUAAUAAUCCUAUAAAACCAGUUUUUCCUAUCUUAUAGGCAACAUGUCCAUUCAGAAGAUCCACGCCAGGGAGAUCCUGGAUUCCAGGGGAAACCCUACAGUAGAGGUUGACCUGUACACAGGCAAAGGUGGGUCAAUGUCCAGCUGGUAACACAUAGACUGGAAUUCUCAGUGUCUUGAUGUGACACAUAUGUUUUGCUUCCAGGUCUCUUCCGGGCGGCUGUGCCCAGUGGGGCGUCCACUGGAAUAUAUGAGGCUCUUGAGCUGAGGGAUGGAGACAAGAGCCGAUAUUUGGGCAAAGGUGAGACAAUUGUAUGGAGCCGAAUGUUUGGUAGCAUAACUGUGUGAUCUGAUAGAGGUUUGUUAUACAAGAGAUGGCUUGUUUUGGAAGUCCAUAUUAUGAGAUGUGAGCCAAUGUGGUCUCCAAGGAAGAGGGAUCAGACUCUUGUCAAUAUUCAAAUAGCAUAUCGUAAGGUUUUCUUUGUAGACAGAUCAUAAUACGAUGAUAUGAUGAAGAAACACAGGGACAGGGGGAAAGGGUCAUUCGAUGUCUGAGAUUCCUGAAUUGCCUUAUAACUGGGAAGUCCCAACACUGGUGGAACAAGGAUCUCUGUCAGGGGCGAGCAGGUUCAGCAUAAAACUAUCUAACUGAAAAUGAAACGUUUCAGGAUUUGGGGUAAAUGGUACAAUGAUGGGAGAAAUUUGUAAGUCAUGACCUGUGAGUCACUGGAACUAGAACAGUACUAGAUAACAUAUUUUGGGCUAUUAGCAGUAAGAGGAGAGUUGAGGUUGGUUUCUCUAGCUUGGCUGGACCACAUUCCACAUUCCCGAGGCUCAGAGGUGGAGCUGAUCCCUCUAGUUUCUCUGCGUAACUUGCUUAAGCAUGUUCUGGGCCCAUGAAACGUGAGGGAAUAUUUUGAACAAAUCACCUUUCUAGUGUAAAAAUGGGAUAUAAUAGAGUGGCAAUAUGAUACAACAAAAUGCCCAUAUUUUGUACAUGGAACAUGUGGUUAUAAUUUUUUUCAAAUUCUUAAAUAUUUUAUGUGUGAGCUGAGCCAUACUUGUGUAUCAUGAUUAAACUGUGGCUUUCAAGGUAACAUCAAUGGCAUAAUUCACCAUCAUGAUGUACAAACACAACUCUCAAUACCUCGAGGAUGUCAGCGUUAUGACACUUUGACAUAAUAAUAUAUGUCAUCACCUGCCAGAUAGUGUGACAGGUGUGGCCCAGGGUCCACAUAGAGGCCAAUGUUCAGGUAAGGGUGGUCCUCUGAAGGCCCUAGAAUCUUGGUUAUAUUGUAUUUUCAGAGAUGAAACUGCUAUUCUGACCUGUCGUUAUUUUAAACUGGCAUUGGGAUUGCACCAUAGUUUUGUCAAGCAACUCUUGUUAGACCGGGGAGGUUAAAUGUGGUUCACCUAGUGACAGACAGAUUCAGGGUUAUAUCUGUGAAUCUCUUGGACUUUAACUGAUGACACUCUGAAGUUCUGGUCUAACGCUCUGCAAUCUGCCAUGUCUCAUAGGUGUUCUGAAGGCUGUGGAUCACAUCAACAAGACCAUUGUACCGGCUUUGCUGGAGAAGGUAUGAGGAUCGAUGAAGGUAUAAUAAUAUAAAUAGUGGUGAGUUAAUAAAUAAAUGUCUGACUUCUGCUCUAUCGUUUUAGAAACUUAGUGUUGUGGAACAAGAAAAGAUUGACAAAGUGAUGCUGGAACUUGAUGGGACAGAAAAUAAGUGUAAGUAGCAGAGCGGGAUACAGUCAUGAAUUGAAGAGAGGUGUAAUACUGCAUUUGUUGCUGUUGAUGUAUCUCUGCAGAAAAAUUCACACUGAUACAUUGUGCUCCUGCAGCUAAAUUUGGUGCUAAUGCCAUCCUGGGUGUUUCUCUGGCCGUGUGCAAGGCUGGUGCAGCAGAGAAAGGUGUCCCCUUAUACCGUCACAUCGCUGACCUGGCCGGAAACCCUGACCUCAUCCUUCCCGUCCCUGUGAGCAGUGCUUUAAAUAUACCUAGAUUAUCCUAUAACGCAGUGUUUCCCAACCCAGUCCUCAAGGCACACAUACCAGUCCAGGAUUUAGGGAUUACCCAGUUGUGUCUAAGGUGUUUUUACAAAGAAGAAAAAAAACACCUUAGACACAACUGGGUAAUCCCUAAAUCCUGGACUGGUAGGUGUGCCUUGAGGACUGGGUUGGGAAACACUGCUAUAACGGUGCCAUGUCCUUCCUCGACUCUUUCUGUUACUGUCCCUCCUCUGUUACUGUCCCUUCUCUUCAUUCUAUCACUAUUCCCUCACCUCCCUAUAUUCAUUCUGUCAUUGUUCUCCUCUCCCCGUAUUCAUUCUGUCACUAUUUUCUCUCCUUUCUUUUUUUUAUUCUGUCACUGUUCCUUCUCCUUUGCUCCUAGUAUUGUCUCCUAUGUUAACAUCUUCACGGCCUUUGUCUCUCACCAGGCCUUUAAUGUCAUCAACGGGGGUUCACACGCAGGGAAUAAGCUGGCCAUGCAGGAGUUCAUGAUCCUUCCCGUGGGGGCCUCUACUUUCCGGGAGGCAAUGCGUAUUGGAGCAGAGGUCUACCACAACCUGAAAAAUGUCAUAAAGGCCAAAUAUGGAAAGGAUGCCACCAAUGUCGGUGAUGAAGGUGGAUUCGCUCCCAACAUUCUGGAGAACAAUGAAGGUAAGGAGGCCACUGUGAGAGAAUACUAAUAAUAUAAACAUGGACUAAAUAAAUAAUAAAUGGUGUAACAUCAAGUGCGCAGAUGGAUGAAUGUUGACUAAAUAAAGGAAUAUUACCUGCUGUACAGGUAAAUUAAUAUAUAUAAAAAGGGAAAAGUGAAACCUAUCUUGACCUAAGGUUGCUCUGCUGCUGCUGCUACCUCACACAUGCCUCUUUUUGUAAAAUAAGUCGGCAAUGAAUAAUAACUACUAUAAAACACUGAUCUACAGCCUUGGAGCUACUUAAAUCAGCUAUCGAGAAAGCUGGCUACACUGAUAAGAUUGUCAUUGGUAUGGACGUGGCUGCUUCAGAAUUCUACCGCAAUGGCAAAUACGACCUUGACUUCAAAUCCCCGGAUGACCCAACUCGUUACAUCUCAGGAGAGAAAUUGGGAGAUCUGUAUAAGAGCUUCAUUAAGUCAUACCCAGGUAUGUUGUUCAUGGUACUCAUAGAGUGAUGUUGAGCGAGAGAGACAGACGGAGGGUGUCCCUCCCAUACAGUACUUUAUUAUGAUGGUGUUUCCCCUUUCAGUGGUCUCCAUUGAAGAUCCAUUUGACCAGGACGACUGGGAAACUUGGAAGAGUUUCCAGAGCACAGUUGAUAUCCAGAUAGUUGGAGAUGAUUUAACUGUCACCAAUCCCAAGAGAAUCCAGCAGGCUGUGGAAAAGAAAGCAUGUAAUUGUCUGCUCCUGAAAGUCAACCAGAUUGGCUCAGUCACCGAGUCCAUCCAGGCGUAAGUACAAUAUCUGGACCUUGGUCACCCUGUGUCAACUCCAAUAAGGAAGCUGUAUUCAAGGCUGUGCAUAACUGGAUGUAUUGAUUAGAAAUUAGUCCCUUUUUCACUUUUAACUCACUUGAUCUGCUGUCGCUGGUGAUGUCUCUAGUGCACUAACCCCUACUUCCCCAUUGGCUGUGCUCUUUGGCAGAAUUAAUCUUUCUCUGUGUACAAGGGGCAAUUGAAUAACUGCCUCCUGCCAGCCAUCGUAGAGUUAGUUACCCAUAUGGACAUUAAUCUCAUGGUCCGGUCACCACAAUGAAUUGUUACAGAGAGAAAAAUAGAUAUAUUAUUUACAAAAAGUACUCUUGGUAUAGACAGCACAAUGCUGCCACACUUCUAAUUAUCUUCGGUUGUUUUGAGCAUGUUUCCUAGUCAGUACCCAAGUGCCCAUUGUUCAGGAUUACCCAGUAGUAAUACUCUCUUUUGGAGUAUUGUCGAGUACCGCCAAUAGCUAUGCAGUGAAUGUUCACACAAUCAGUAAUGUAUAUAAAACGGAAGAUGGAUUCCACCUGGAACUAUUGGUGCCACUGUUAGGCACGUUAUAAAAGUGGAUAUAAAUUGUACAUCUAGUGAUACCGAGUAUCUCUGCAGGUGUAAAUUGGCUCAGUCCAAUGGAUGGGGGGUUAUGGUGAGUCAUCGUUCUGGAGAGACUGAAGACACAUUUAUUGCCGACCUGGUGGUGGGACUGUGUACUGGACAGGUAAGAAAGGAGCAAUGAUGGAAAUAAAUGGGAAAAAGGAACUGAUUGACAAACUGGGAACAAACAAUAGGAGGGAGGAUAGCUACAAACAGAAAGGACAGCAAGGUUCGAAAGGAUAGGAGACAAUAGUGAAGGAGUAAGAGAGGUGGUAGAGUGGUGAAGAGUGAAUGAAGGAUGAUUUACAGAAUAACCUAAUAUAUAUAGGCAGCAUCUGGUUAUGAGUGCCGGGGGAAUGAAGGAUCAUGUGAAUGCGUGCGUUGGGAAGACAUGAUACAUUGGAAUGAUAAAGACUAAGCUCACCACUCCGUUCUCUUCACACAUGUUAUUUCUCUUCUGGACAGAUUAAGACAGGAGCUCCAUGUCGGUCAGAGAGACUUUCUAAAUACAACCAGCUCAUGAGGUAAGAAUAUCUAGUGUCUGAACAACUUCACUACAGCAAGGUGUGCAUCCUACAUACACUACACCAUGCCAUUCAUAAACACACAGAUACAGUGUCGAUAGCAACACACUGCUACACCAUGCCAUGCAUACAUAGAUACAGUGCAGACAGCAACACACUGCUGCACAAUGCCAUGCAUACACAGAUACAGUGCAGACAGCAAUACACUGCUACACCAUGCCAUGCAUACACAGAUACAGUGCAGACAGCAACACACUGCUACACCAUCCAUGCAUACACAGAUACAGUGCAGACAGCAACACACUGCUACACCAUGCCAUGCAUACACAGAUACAGUGCAGACAGCAACACACCGCUACACCAUCCAUGCAUACACAGGAUACAGUGCAGACAGCAACACACUGCUACACCAUGCCAUGCAUACACAGAUACAGUGCAGACAGCAACACACUGCUACACCAUCCAUGCAUACACAGAUACAGUGCAGACAGCAACACACUGCUACACCAUGCCAUGCAUACACAGAUACAGUGCAGACAGCAACACACUGCUACACCAUCCAUGCAUACACAGAUACAGUGCAGACAGCAACACACUGCUACACCAUGCCAUGCAUACACAGAUACAGUGUCGAUAGCAACACACUGCUACACCAUCCAUGCAUACACAGAUACAGUGCAGACAGCAACACACUGCUACACCAUCCAUGCAUACACAGAUACAGUGCAGACAGCAACACACUGCUACACCAUCCAUGCAUACACAGAUACAGUGCAGACAGCAACACACUGCUACACCAUGCCAUGCAUACACAGAUACAGUGUCGAUAGCAACACACUGCUACACCAUGCCAUGCAUACACAGAUACUGUGCAGACAGCAAUACACUGCUACACCAUGCCAUGCAUACACAGAUACAGUGCAGACAGCAAUACAACAAACCUAACACACUGCUACAUCAUACCAGGUACAUACAGCAUUAGUGCCAGCCUCUCCUGACAUACAUUGUACCAGACUCACCACUUCCUUUCCUCCCGCAGGAUUGAAGAGGAGCUCGGAGAUAAGGCUAAGUUUGCUGGUCGUAGCUUCAGAAACCCCCGUGCCAAGUAAACGCUGGCAGCAGCACCACAUCGAAGCUAUGUCUAUUCUAACUGAAGCCCAGAAUCCUUUGCAAUGCUCUUGCCAACAUUUAAAGAAGUCCAUUCCUGCAGUACUGUGCACACCAUCUGAUUAAAGGAUUUACCUGCCAGGGCUCGAUAACGUAGCCUUAAAUUGCACAACGUCAAAUGUUUGUAAGAAUCCUAUAAAUAUAUAUGUCACAACAGAACCCCAAGUUAAUUUUGGAAUCAACUGUAAAGAAUUAAAUCCUACAAAUAACCCUUUCUAUUGGUGUCUGGAAUUUGUUCUCAGUAAUAUAGUCAUGCGCAAACUAUAAAACACAACAACGACAACACAGGAGACAAGA